Molecule: messenger RNA, 2014 nt
Organism: Musa acuminata subsp. malaccensis (wild Malaysian banana)
Lineage: Eukaryota; Viridiplantae; Streptophyta; Magnoliopsida; Zingiberales; Musaceae
Source: RefSeq, a predicted model, not a curated record
UCAACGGAAACCAACCCUGCGGUGGUCCGGUCUCCGCUCCACUUCGAAUCCUCCGCCCUCACCCGUCGGAUUUCUCCGGGCCCUCUUCCCUCUCCACAUAUAACUGUAGAUCUCCCGGCCAUGUCUCUCGCCUCCUCCUCCGCCGGCUCCAGUUUCUAAGCAUCCUUUUGCUCCAGCGAUGCCGGCUUCUCUCUCGCUCUCCCUUCCCUUCCCAACUGCCGCCCCUCCGGCAUCCGAUCCGUCGGCCGCCGCUGCCCCCUUCGGUGCAUUCUGCAGUUACGGCCUACGGUUCUGCGGCCUCCGCAGGGAGGACUUGUCACUCCGCUCGCUGAAUUGGGCGGCCUCGGGGCGGAUCACCCCGGAUUCCUCCCGGAGGUUCUCGAGGAAGAUCUUGGCCGUGGUGAAGGAUAACGGGAGCCCCGCCAAAGUCUUUGAUUAUGAUCUCGUCAUCAUCGGAGCUGGCGUCGGAAGCCAUGGCGCUGCGCUCCAUGCAGUCCAGAAGGGUUUAAAAACUACCAUUAUUGAAGGGGACAUUGUUGGUGGUACUUGUGUAAAUAGAGGAUGUGUUCCAUCUAAAGCUCUUCUUGCUGUUAGUGGUUGCAUGCGUGAACUUCAUGAUGAGCAUCACCUGAAGGCUCUGGGUCUACAGGUCACAUCUCCUGGUUAUAAUAGACAAAGCGUUGCUGAUCAUGCAAAUAAUCUUGCUUCCAAAAUUCAGAUUAAUUUGACUAAUUCAUUGAAAGCUCUAGGUGUUGAUAAACUCACAGGUGUAGGCACUAUUGUGGUAAGUUGCAUGUGCUUGAUAUUAAUUUUUCUCAAUGGAGUUGUGUUUCCCUUCAACACUAAUCUAUAUUUAUUUCUUCCUCUGCUUAUGCAUGAGGGUACACAAAAGGUGAAAUAUGGAAAGGUCGGGUUUCCUGGUACAGAAAUUACAGCUAGGAAUACAAUAAUAGCUAGUGGAUCUGUUCCCUUUGUACCUAAUGGCAUUGAAGUGGAUGGGAAAACUGUAUUCACUAGUGAUCAUGCACUCAAGCUGGAGCGGGUGCCAGAUUGGAUAGCUAUUGUAGGAAGUGGUUAUAUUGGACUUGAAUUUAGUGAUGUGUACACUGCCCUUGGUAGUGAGCCUCAAGCAAGGGAGAAAGGUGAGAAGGAUAUGUUUGAAGUACGUGUUGCUAAGACUAGUUUCAAGGCUAACACAAAAGCUCUGGCAGAGAAUGAAGGCGAGGGGCUCGCUAAGUUGAUAUACAGACCUGAUAAAGGGGAGAUCCGUGGAGUUCAUAUUUUAGGGCUGCAUGCUACAGACCUCAUCCAUGAGGCAUCAAAUGCUAUAGCCCUGGGAACACGUCUACAGGAUAUAAAAUUUGCCGUUCAUGCGCAUCCAACUUUAUCUGAAGUUUUACAUGAACUCUUCAAAUCUGCCAAGGUUAAUGUUGGUCUCCCGUCUUCUGUAAGUCAACCAGUUGCAGCCAAACCAGUCUUUAGAUGAUCUCGGUUAUCAGGAGGAAGCCUUCUCAAAUACCUUAUAACACAUCAAGAAUCUCAUCUUUGUUUCCACUGAAGAUAACGAAUUCGUGGAAAGCUCAGUGGAGCUCUGCUGUUGCUGCUACCGACGGAAGGAGAGUGACGGCUACCACUGAAGACUUGGACCAGCGGAGCAAUCAAAGCCACAAAGAACAAGUGGGUGAUAGGAGGGCCACGAUCCGGAAAAAUUAGGUUUGUCAUUGCCAAAAGCUGCCGGUUCCCGGGACAAGUAUGCCGAAAUUAAUUGCUCGUCGAACGGCAGAGCUUUCUCAGCGUCAGACGGUCUCCUCGAGGUAUGUAUUGAUUGCAUGGUCCUCAGCACACCGUAAUGAUUACUUCUUACUGCAUUUUGUUGCGUAGAACUCAAUGUGACAAUAUAUGCAUGCUCUUGUCUUGAUUGGUGCCACUGUUCGCUACCUUUCCAACGCACAAAUAUACGCCCCGUUCCUAAAAUCUUUCUUCUGCAAACACUGUCACGUAGCUGCAAUUUGUC